AAGUUAAUUGAUAUCAUCAAUGAUAACAAAAAAUAUGCUUUAAAUCAAGAAUAUUCUUCAGAAGCUAUUCAGAUUGAAAUUGAAAAUGAGUAUAAUAAUAUUUUAAAGGUUGUGAAAAGUAAAUAUACAAACAAAAUCAGACAAAAAACAUUAAGACGAUUAAAAAGAAAAUAUCCUGAUGAAAAAAAAAAGAAAGAAAUUAAAAUAGAAAAUAUUAACAAGGUGCUUUAUUUAAAGUCUACAGAUGAAAAUAUGAUUAAAAGACAACAAAACAGAGAUCGAGAAGCAGAAACUUAUACUAAAGAAUAUUUAAUUAAUUUAUCUGAUUUUUAUGAAAAAUUAAUUGAUAAAAUUUAUUCUUCUCAUAUUAAAAUUGAAAAUGAUUGUUCUGUUGAGGAGUAUGGGAAGAAUUAUUUUGAAAAAUUAUUUGCUGAUCUUCUAUAA
This is a messenger RNA of Racocetra persica, 444 nucleotides long. NCBI's taxonomy places the organism in Eukaryota, Fungi, Glomeromycota, Glomeromycetes, Diversisporales, Gigasporaceae. The record is from the annotation of a GenBank genome assembly.